UGGAGUCACUAGUGACGUCACACUGGAGGCUGGACCAUCAUGGCUGCCGUUAUGAGGCUUGUCAACAGAAGCACUUUAUGUUCAGCUAUGGGUCAGCAGUAUGUGGCGUUUAGCUCAGCGGCAAAGGCUGGCGUAAGAGCAGGGCACGCUCUUCCGGAAAAGGUUAAAAUAGUGGAGGUGGGACCCAGAGAUGGUCUCCAGAAUGAAAAGACCAUUGUACCAACAGAGACUAAAAUUCAUUUGAUUGACAUGCUGUCGGCGUCAGGGCUGGGAGUUAUUGAGGCCACCAGCUUUGUGUCCCCAAAAUGGGUUCCACAGAUGGCAGACCAGGUGGAGGUGAUGAAGGGGAUCUGUAGGAAACCUGGAGUGUCUUACCCGGUCCUCACCCCCAACCUCAAGGGUUUCCAGGCUGCUGUGAAGGCAGGAGCUUCAGAGGUAGCCAUAUUUGGUGCUGCAUCGGAGCUGUUCAGUAAGAAGAACAUAAACUGCUCAGUGGACGAGAGUUUACAGCGCUUUGAUGAGGUUAUGAAAGCAGCUAAAGAAGCUGGUGUGCCAGUUAGAGGUUAUGUGUCAUGUGUUGUUGGAUGUCCGUAUGAAGGCAAAGUGGCACCUGAAAAAGUUGCACAUGUAGCCAAGCGUAUGUACGCCAUGGGCUGCUAUGAGAUCUCUCUGGGUGACACCAUCGGAGUGGGGACUCCAGGGAGCAUGAGUGACAUGCUGGAGGCGGUGAGCAGAGAAGUGCCAGUUAAUGCCUUGGCAGUGCACUGCCACGAUACCUAUGGCCAGGCCCUGGCCAACAUCCUCGUAGCCUUGCAGAUGGGAAUCAGUGUGGUAGACUCAUCAGUAGCUGGACUGGGUGGCUGUCCGUAUGCCCAGGGGGCUUCUGGGAAUGUUGCCACUGAAGAUGUAGUCUAUAUGCUCCAUGGACUAGGGAUUCAAACGGGAGUGGACCUCUCAAAGCUGAUGGAUGCUGGAGCUUUCAUCUGUCGGACCCUCAACAGAAAGACCAGCUCCAAAGUGGCGCAGGCCACUUGUAAACUGUAGACCAAAGCCCAAUCACGGGCUCUUUCACAGACUGUACACUGCAACACAACUUUAUAACCUGAAGCUUUCAUCCUCUGUAUGUUCAGUUCACCCAUUCUAAUUUUAGUGUGAUUCAUACUCUACCAGUAUGAUAGAUGGUGCAGACCCCUACCUCUGAUUACUAUAUAUCCAUUACAUGAUAGCAUAGCUGGAACAGUGCCUUAUGUAAAGUCAGUCUAAUCAUACAGAUGCUACUCAUCGAAAGCCAUGCCUUCACCUUUUUCUUUAAAAGUGUGCUUAUUCUGGGCAGUGGGUAAGCCAAAGUGAAAUUGUUUAUAAUAAUAAAUGAACCAGUGAAAAUGUCCUAGGGACAGAUUAACUCACUGUUGAUGUAAGAAAAGACAGAAAUGUUGUUUUGACUUCUAUCAUCCUUUGUAUGCAGUGAUCACUGUCUUCAGGUGAAGUCUCUAUAUUGGGAGCGUCUAUGGAAACUAUCAGUCAUUAUGAACUUGGGCAUUUUACUGGCUUGUGAAAAAAUGUUGAUGUGCUGUGUAUUUAUUUUAAAAUAUUUCUCUUUUAAUUUAGCAUGUACAUAUUCCAACUAGAUUUUGAAUUUUAAAAAUAAAAACUCUUUCAUAAA
Molecule: messenger RNA, 1663 nt
Organism: Centropristis striata (black sea bass)
Lineage: Eukaryota; Metazoa; Chordata; Actinopteri; Perciformes; Serranidae
Gene: hmgcl
Product: 3-hydroxy-3-methylglutaryl-CoA lyase
Exons: 9
Coding region: 40-1044 (334 amino acids)
Biological process (GO): ketone body biosynthetic process; L-leucine catabolic process
Molecular function (GO): hydroxymethylglutaryl-CoA lyase activity
Source: RefSeq, a predicted model, not a curated record